This is a messenger RNA of Colletotrichum spaethianum, 1314 nucleotides long. RefSeq names its product pantothenate transporter liz1. Lineage: Eukaryota; Fungi; Ascomycota; Sordariomycetes; Glomerellales; Glomerellaceae. The coding region runs from base 1 to 1314 and encodes 437 amino acids. Gene Ontology annotation, cellular component: membrane. The transcript has 3 exons. Gene Ontology annotation, biological process: transmembrane transport. The record is from RefSeq and is a predicted model, not a curated record. Gene Ontology annotation, molecular function: transmembrane transporter activity.
AUGGACCAUUCAUCGAACGACGACGGCAAGGACGCCUUUUCCGUUGUGGCACAGCCUAACGAACAACAGCCAAAGCGCUCUCUUCGCAAACGAAUUGCUGCAGUAGUUUGGGACAGUCUGGACAAGACUCCAGAGGAGCGCAAGUUUAUCGCCAAGAUAGAUUGGUGGAUCUUGAGCUACUGCUGUAUUGCCUACUUUGUCAAGUGUACGCUCUUCGCUGUUGCUGUUGACUUUGCGCCACCGAAAUAUGGUUUAACUUGCGAUCUUAGCAAUGCAUAUGUCUCUGGAAUGAAGGAAGAUCUGCAUCUCUCAGGCAACGACCUCAAUUACCUAACAACCUUCUUCAAUAUUGGGUACAUCAUCGGACAGUUGCCAUCCCAGCUGAUACUUACCCGUAUCCGACCUUCCAUAUGGCUUCCAACGCUUGAGCUCAUCUGGAGCUUCGUCGUCAUGGGCAUGGCCGGGGCAAAGAACGUGCAGACGAUGUGUGCAUUGCGGUUCCUCGUCGGGCUUCUCGAAGCGUCUGCUUAUCCCGGCAUCAUGACCUUGCUAGGAAUCAUUGGCAUUCCAAUCUGCCUCUAUGGAUACUGGGCCAUUCCGGAUCAACCGACUUCCUCCCGUGCCCGUUGGCUCAAGCCUGAAGACCGUAGAAUGGCUAUCGGCCGCAUGGAAUCCUGUGGCCGAGAACCCAUCCGAAAGCUCACCUGGCGAACCAUCAAGGACAUCGCCAAUGGCUGGCCCGUCUGGCUCUUCAGCGCUAUUUUCAUCGCCCACGUCCUUGGCAUCCGCAUCUAUUCAUACUUCAACGUCUGGCUCAAGUCAACUGGACUUUACACCCCUGAAGAAGUCAACUUGAUCCCCACAGCAGGCUACGGUACACAAGUCUUCUUUACACUGACCUACGCUUGGGCAAGUGACGCCAUCGGCUUGCGAUGGCCUCUUGUGAUUGUCGCGUGCGUCAUCGCCAUGAUUGGGACCGUGAUCUUGAGCGUCUACCCGGAGGAUAACAUCCCUGCCAUGAUGGCAGCGUGGAUCCUCACUUUCUUGGAGACUGGUGCCGGGGCUUUGAUCAUCACCUGGAUCAACGAGGUCUGCUCACACUCUGCAGAGCAUAGAGCUGUCAUCAUAGGUGUUGUGGAGACGGCCGCCUUCACAUUCCAGGCUUGGGUGCCUCUGCUGGUGUACAACUCUGGAGAUGCGCCCAAGUUCCCCAUUGGCUACGAGAUGGCUACUAUGUUCUUUGGCUUGGAGAUUUUUUUGACUUUGGUGAUUUUGUGGUGUUCCAAGAAAUGGCCGGUUAGGAAAAUUGACUGA